AUGGCGAGGUCUAUGAUAGGGCACUUUUUUCCAGGACUAGGGUUCUUUCUCAUUGGGUUGUGGCACCUCUUUAAUCACAUCAAGCUCCAUGUCCAAAACCCCAAAUCCUUCACUAUCCACCCAUGGUUCCCCGCCUCAAAAAUAAGGUACUUGGAGCUCCUUCUCAUCAUGAUAGGGAGCUCCUACUACGUGUUCACUGAGCUCUUCCGGCACCAUCGCUUUGAUCCGGAUGGCACCAUCCCAUCUCCCUAUCUACGUAACUUUGAGCACGCCUCCAUCGCCAUAACCUUCAUCGUUUACACCUCUUUUUCCAUUGUCCUUGAUUUUGUUGCCGCUAAGGCUAAGUAUGGCCUGACUCAGCUCCUUGCUGCCGUAGCCCUCGGCCAGCAGUUACUCAUGUUUCGCCUUCACUCCACCGACCACGCCGGCCUGGAAGGACAAUACCAUUUGUUUCUGCAGAUGCUCACGCUUGUCUCCAUGGCAACUAGUCUCAUGGCAAUAGGCUUUCCCAAGAGCUUUAUACUUGGUUUUUCUAGGUCUCUUUGUAUACUUUUCCUUGGGGUUUGGCUGAUGGCCACAGGGGUUAUGCUUUGGACUCCAGGCUUUAUCCCUAAAGGGUGCUCUCUUUUAUGGGAUGAGGGUGGUCACCAGGAGGCUCGCUGCCAUGAUGAUGAGUCGCUCCAUCGUGCUAAAGCGCUGAUAAACAUAGAGUUCAGCUGGUAUCUUAUUGCUAUCAUGAUAUUUUCAGUGUCCUUUUACUUGUUUUUGGUUGACGCUUAUGGAAAAAAGGUCAAGAACUUGUCAUGGGAGAAGAAAGAAGAGAAAGGAGUGGAACAUCAUGAUGACGAUGAUGAUCUUGGGUUGUAG
Molecule: messenger RNA, 867 nt
Organism: Vitis vinifera (wine grape)
Lineage: Eukaryota; Viridiplantae; Streptophyta; Magnoliopsida; Vitales; Vitaceae
Exons: 1
Coding region: 1-867 (288 amino acids)
Source: RefSeq, a predicted model, not a curated record